CAUAAUUGGCUUACCCGAAACCUCUCUCUCUCUCUCUCUGAACAUUUGCGCUCUGUGCUCUGUUGUUUACGAAAGUAAAAGCCUCUCUCUCUCUCUUCACCUCAAUCGUAAACAUAGAUUCCGAAAGGAAGAGGAAGAAGCCGUCUUCGAUCUCGACAGAAGAUCGAGCAGAUCGAACAGACAAGAACAAGCACAAAAGGAAAACCAAAAUGUCUUCGUCGUCUGAUAAAGUUAGGGCAUCGCACAUCCUAAUCAAGCACAAAGGUUCUCGGCGCAAGGCUUCAUGGAAGGAUCCGGACGGCCACGUCAUCACCAGCACCACCAGAGAAUCCGCCGUCGCUCAGCUCAAAGCGCUCCGCGAUGACAUCGUCUCCGGCAAAGCCAAGUUCAACGACAUCGCCGCUCGUCAGUCCGAUUGUAGCUCCGCCAAACGCGGCGGCGAUCUCGGCUCAUUUGGGAAGGGUCAGAUGCAAAAACCUUUUGAAGAAGCAACAUAUGCACUGAAAGUUGGCGAGAUAAGCGACAUUGUGGAUACUGAUAGCGGCGUGCACAUAAUCAUGAGAACUGGUUGAUAAACUACCAAGAGGGUGGUCUUUGGAGCACUGGUUCAGUCUAUUGCACAAAAACAAUGCCGGUGUUUUCUUAAACAGGGUUUUCUCUUCUGAUUUGAUCGAUGCAAUAUUUGUGACUAUACAGAAUGUGUUGAGUGCUAUCUAAUUUGUACGAUUCUUCCAGGGACCCCUGGUGUCUGGUUUGGGAUGAGUUGUUUCCCUUUGAAUUUCUGGAUUUUGUGAUGUUUGAAUUGGGAAAGUGGGAUUUACUUUACCGUUUUCAAUUUGAUCCCACGUAUAAUGAAUAUAACGGCUUGUAUGGCCUACUCUC
Molecule: messenger RNA, 882 nt
Organism: Rhododendron vialii
Lineage: Eukaryota; Viridiplantae; Streptophyta; Magnoliopsida; Ericales; Ericaceae
Product: peptidyl-prolyl cis-trans isomerase Pin1
Exons: 2
Coding region: 210-572 (120 amino acids)
Cellular component (GO): cytosol; nucleus
Molecular function (GO): peptidyl-prolyl cis-trans isomerase activity
Source: RefSeq, a predicted model, not a curated record